CCCUGCCUCCACGUGAGCACAAAUGAUCAAUCACAUUUGGUUAAUUACAUGUAAGGGGCUGCAGGAGGCACCGAGCAUGCGCAGAACUCCCCGCAUAUUAACAUUAAUGUUAAGUUUGACAAAUAUUUGUAUGUGAGAUGUUUCCUGGCAGCAGCAGCCGGAGGGGCCAGCUGGAUUCCCGUAAACGGGGGGAUAGAGCAGGGAGCGAGGGGGAGACGGCAGGGGGAGGGAGCGCGCUGGAACCACGUGGCCGGAAGUAGCCAGGCCGAGCGAGAAGCAAGAUGUCUGCGCCCGAGAUGCGCACGCUUGCCGAAGAAGAGGAGGCGAUGGACGCGGCGGGCAGCGACGAGGACGGAGGAGAGGAGAUGGAGGGGGAAGAGGAGGUCGACAGGAGGGUGUACGUGCCCGGCAUGGAGCCGCUGCAGCCCGGCGAGGAGCUGGAGAUGGACCGGUCCGCGUACCGCAUGUACCACGAGUGUCAGACAGGUGCUCCGUGUCUGAGCUUCGACGUCCUGACAGAUGCAGACGGGUCCGGCAGGGAACAGUUCCCUCUGUCCAUGCUGCUGGUGGCAGGAACCCAGGCGGACACGGCUCUGAAGAACAGACUCCUGGUCAUGCGGAUGCACAACCUCCACGGAACGGAGAAAGACAAGGAGGAGGACGAGAGCAGCGACGAGGAGAGCGACGAAGACGAGGAGGAUGCAGAUAAGAAGCCCCAGAUGGAGCUGGCCAUGACGCCUCACUACGGCGGCAUCAACCGAGUCCGAGUGACGCAGUGCGGAGAGCGGUCGCUGGCGGCCGUGUGGUCAGAGAAGGGACAGGUGGAGGUAUUCGACCUCCGGGUGCAGCUGGAGGCCGUCCACAGCUCUGCUGCCAUGGCGGCUUUCGUCAGUGAGCAGAAAGAAGCCACGCCGUUGUUCAGCUUCUCAGGACACAUGACGGAAGGAUUCGCCAUCGACUGGUCGCCUAAAGUGCCUGGGCGUCUGGUCAGCGGUGACUGCAAGAAGAACAUCCAUGUGUGGGAGCCCAGAGAAGGAGGCACGUCCUGGCAGAUCGACCAGAGGCCCUUCAGCUCCCACAGCAAGUCGGUGGAGGAUCUGCAGUGGUCGCCCACGGAGGCCACGGUUUUUGCAUCGUGUUCGGUGGACCAGUCGAUCCGUAUCUGGGACAUCCGCGCCCCGCCGAACUCCAUGCUCUCCGCCGACGAAGCCCACUCGUCCGACAUCAACGUGAUCAGCUGGAACCGGACCGAACCAUUCCUGCUGUCGGGGGGGGACGACGGGAUCCUCAAAGUGUGGGACCUGCGACAGUUUAAGGGCGGCCGCCCCGUGGCCAACUUCAAGCAGCACAGCGCCCCCAUCACGUCGGUGGAGUGGAACCCGGUGGACUCGAGCGUGUUCGCUGCCUCGGGGGCGGACGAUGUGGUCAGCCAAUGGGAUCUGUCCGUGGAGUCGUGUGACGUGGGCGCCCGGGUGGAGGGCGUGAAGGACCUGCCCCCCCAGCUGCUCUUCCUGCACCAGGGUCAGUCGGAGAUCAAGGAGAUCCACUGGCACCCGCAGAUCCCCGGCGUCAUGGUGUCCACGGCGCUGUCGGGCUUCAACGUGUUCAGAACCAUCUCCGUGUAGAGCGAGCGUUGCAGCACAUGUUUAGUGAGCGGCUUGUAAUAAUGUACAGAACUUUGCUAUGUAAGUAAUAAUCCCUGUUUUGGACGUUUAUUUGCCGGCGUGGGCGCCACAUGUUGUUCCUAUUGAACCCUGUGUGUUUUACAGAUGUGUGAACUAUUUUAGGCAUUUCCUGUUGUAUGCUUAAAAUAAAAUGUUUAAAAUUACA
Messenger RNA from Stegastes partitus (bicolor damselfish), 1830 nucleotides. RefSeq names its product glutamate-rich WD repeat containing 1 (gene grwd1). Lineage: Eukaryota; Metazoa; Chordata; Actinopteri; Pomacentridae. Gene Ontology annotation, molecular function: protein binding. The record is from RefSeq and is a predicted model, not a curated record. Gene Ontology annotation, cellular component: nucleolus. Bases 282 to 1625 code for a protein of 447 amino acids. The transcript has 7 exons. Gene Ontology annotation, biological process: ribosome biogenesis.